Molecule: messenger RNA, 384 nt
Organism: Aureobasidium uvarum
Lineage: Eukaryota; Fungi; Ascomycota; Dothideomycetes; Dothideales; Saccotheciaceae
Source: the annotation of a GenBank genome assembly
AUGGGCAUAUCGUCCUCCAAAUCAGAUGCUAUUACCAUACGAACGAGUGCUGCUGACGUUGAGCCUCCUGCUGCUGAAGAAGCUGCUGGAGAAGAAGAAGAAGAAGACGAGAAUGCCACAGUCAUUAUACUUGGUCCUCGAUGGGUGCGUGACAGAAACACAGGACAACAAUAUGUCGAGAAGAACCGGCCCAGAGCCGAUAUGCUCGAACGGCGUGGUGAAGUAACUCAUGCUCUACGACAACAGGGAAAGCGUUUCUUUACCAGGCACAAAGACGGGACUAUGCAGAUGGACCCCAAAAGAGCAUCAAUUGAUGAGGCUGUUGUCGUCGACGCUCCAGUCGAGGCGCCUGUUGCUGCUGCCCCAGUCCCAGUCGCUGCCUGA